Danio rerio (zebrafish) is the source of this 1922-nucleotide messenger RNA. NCBI's taxonomy places the organism in Eukaryota, Metazoa, Chordata, Actinopteri, Cypriniformes, Danionidae. The record is from RefSeq and is a predicted model, not a curated record.
UUUAAGAAACGAAACUAUUCAAACGAAGCAAAUAAUCAACUGGUGCUCUUGUAAUUCACAAGUCAAGCGUUUGAUUUUUUUUCCAUGUUGUCAUCGCUGGAGAUUAACUGAAGGCUGAUGGAGACCCUGGAGAUGAUAAACUGCACUGUCAGACACAAAUCAAAUGGAGAUGCAGAGAGUAGGCGGGGAAGCUGAUCUUAGUGAGCGUUACAUCAAAUGAGUUUUUGUUCAAGCGUUUUGCAUUAUGAAGGAAUAUUUUCUUUUUCAACUUUAAAAUGGACAAGUUGUUUAUGACGCACCUCACCUCGGGAUACUUCGACAGAAAGUUUCCACAUCAGGUUUAAUCCGAGUACCUGUUUCCUGAUGGAGUCCUCAGGUGGUCAUGAUGAUGAGUGGUUGAGCUCGGAUGAAUCUGAGUUUACUCUCCAUCCUUCGGUGAAUAACUCGACUGUUCCCCCCCAAACGCUUCUGGUGCUGGAGACUCUGAUGGUGUUCAUGAGUCUGGCCGCGGUCAUGGGAAAUGCCCUGGUCAUUGUGAUUGUGGCAGCCACUAAAACCUUCCACACUGUCACCUCUGUCCUCAUCAUUAAUCUGGCCAUUAGUGAUUUCUUUGUGGGUAUCGGAGUCAUGCCUUUUGUGGCAGUUUCCAUUAUGAACAACGGAUGGGUCAACUGCAAAAAUCUCUGUCUGUUUGUCGGCUACACAUCCUCAGUCUGCUGCACUGCAUCAAUCUUAACACUCGCUGCUAUCGCUCUUGACCGUUACUUCUCCAUCGUGGACUGUCUGCGGUAUGACUCGCGCUGCACAGUAUGGAGAGCGGGUUCAGCGGUGCUAUGGAUCUGGCUGCAGGCUAUGGUGACCUGCUGUCCUCCUCUCCUGGGCUGGAGCACCAUUGCUUAUGUGGCUCCAGUCUUCAGCUGCACCGUCAUCUGGGCCAACAGUCCAAGCUAUACGGUCACAACAGCCUGCUUUUCCUUCCUUCUCCCAGCUGUAAUCAUCCUCUUCUGUUACGCAAAGAUUGUCCGAGUCGCACGGUACCACUCUAGAAGGAUCCACAGCCUAGAAGAACAUCUCCAGCGCAGUAGAUCCAACCUGAAUCUCUCACUCAUAGACUCCAACACUCCAUCCAGACUAGUCUACCAUGUAAGCGGGAGGUUUGUGAUGGAUCGAUUGGAAGAGAAUGCUCCAGAUGCACCAGCUAUUGGACGUUUUCAGUCCUUCCUGACUCAGAUCCACCCUCAGCAUCUCAAUCAACCUCACCAUCAUGGAGUCCUGAGGUUGUUUUUGAUUAUUGGUGCUUUCUUUUUGUGCUGGACACCCUAUAUUAGUGUAGCUCUGGUGCAGGCCAUUGAAACCUCCCUGUCCCGACCCAACAGCCUCAUCCCUCCAUCAGCAGUCACUUUCUCCUAUUGGCUGGUGCUGUUUAAUUCAGAUAUCAACCCGCUUCUGUAUGCGCUUCUCAGUAAGCGCUUCCAAGGGGCCUUGCAGAGCUUGCGAUGGAAAAUCCAUGGAAGGUUGAGGAGCAUUUUGGGAAGUGGAGAAAAGGAGAGGUCUGUAGGUGGAGGUGAGAGUGACCCAACCAAUGGGACGACCCAAAGCUCCUCAAGAAAUGGAGCAGAUUUGUCCUAUCCCUCUGUUAUCAGCCUCAGCUCACAGUUUCCCAAUAGUUUCAGCGAGCAGCUCAAUAGUUCUCCGUUGGCUAAUUCUUGUCGUCCUGUUUGUGAUAAAUGUUGUGGAGAGCGGUUGAGGGGGGUGGACCACCUGCAGGUUCCUUCCAAACAGCGCGAGAGGAGCAGGCUCCCUUAUUCUGCUGCUACUAAGAAGAAACAAGCUACCUUCUUUUAUGGACAGAUCACUGUAAGAGUGGAACAUGACAUUUCUUGAAAAUAAAAACAGCUUUGCCAUCACAGGACCCUGGAUCA